This is a messenger RNA of Darwinula stevensoni, 2834 nucleotides long. The record is from the annotation of a GenBank genome assembly. Lineage: Eukaryota; Metazoa; Arthropoda; Ostracoda; Podocopida; Darwinulidae.
AGUUAGUGACAAGGUUUGCUGCAAUUGAAAAGUGUACUCUCCAGGCUGAGAUUAUCUGCAUAGGCCUAUGUGGUCCUGCUUGCUUUUUGGCCAUAAGGCCUCCAAUUUGUAUCCACGUGGAAGAAGACGCUGGAAUGGACUCAAUUGCAGCACAUCUGCUCACCCAACAUAGGCCCUAGCUAAUGCUAGGUGCAACCAUGGCCUCUCCUAUGAAAAUUUCAAAGCAGUGGAGGUGUGAAUGUGAUCAGACACUAUUGAUAUUUCUUGGUUGGAUGUCAAUUUUGAGACUCAUGCACCCUAGCCGCUUUGCCAUGAAACUGAGAAAUGGUGAUGGCCUUUGGCUUCUUCUUGUGAUUUUCUUGGUCAAGUGCCCAAGACCUUCCUUCUCCUAUGACAGCAUCAACAAUAAGACUUUCAUCAAGCACAUUGGAAAUGAAAUGAUCUGUCCCAGUUUGAAGAUCACAGAUUCUACUGUGAGAUCAAGGCAGCUGGAUCCAUUCCUCAAUUGCACUAUUGUGGAUGGUCAUGUGUGGGUCGUAAUGACAGAUACACAUAGAACCUUUGCCAGCUCACCAUCAUCACCUCAUGUGUCCAUCCUGGCCAACACAUCUUUUAAGCACCUGAGAGAAAUUGCUAACCACCUUUUUGUUUACCAAAAUAAAGCCUUGCAGACGCUCUCAGGCCUCUUUCCUCGGUUGACUGUGAUUCGAGGGCAGCAGCUCUUUCAUAACUUUGCCCUUCUUAUUUAUCAGAAUGAGUAUCUGCAGAACAUUGGCUUGCACCAGCUCACAUCGGUGAUGGAAGGCCCAGUGAGAAUUGAAAGGAACCCAAUGCUGUGCUACCUGAACUCUAUCGACUGGGGUGUUAUUGCACCCAAAAGAAAUCACUUUUUUGCAUUUGCCCUGAGAAGUGUGGAAGCAGGACAUGUGAUGAUUCUGGUGCAUGCUGUCAUCAAGAAUGUGUGGGAGGAUGUCACAAUCAGUCAUCUUCAGGCUGUUUUGCCUGCAGGAAUUACUGGCAUGAAGGAGAAUGUGUUUCUUCCUGCCCUCCUGUUUGGGAAACAAAGAUGCAUUACUUUAGAAGAAUGCAUGACCAUGAAUCCACCACUGGAUGGGGGGCCAAAAAGCAGGAGAGAAGUGAAACUCUAUAAGAUCUGGGAUGGGUCAUGCAUUCUUGACUGCCCUGCAAACACAACUGAGCACUGUCCAACAGAAAGUGGAAUUCCCAAACCGCAAUGCUCUCCAUGCAAUGAGAAGAGAUGUCUGAAGGAAUGCAAAGGAAAUCUGUUGGAUUCAGUGGAGAAAGCAAAAGCCCUUCAUGGUUGUACCUAUAUUGCUGGUCAGCUUGAAAUUCAGAUCACAGCUGGAGAUGAUGUAGUCUCAGAAUUGGAGAAGAAUCUUGACUCUAUAGAGGGGAUUCGGGAUUACCUUAAGGUGGCAAGAAGUGGCAGUUUGCUUUCUCUGAAUUUCCUGAAGCAUCUACGGUGGAUUGGUGGCCAGGUCUUAGAAGAUGGGAAGUAUGCCAUCAAAGUCCUUGAUAAUCCAAAUCUUCAACAACUCUGGGAUUGGGAUAAGAGAGGGAUGAAUGUGACCAUUGAACAAGGAGAGAUCUCAUUCACUCACAACCCAAAGCUAUGUCUCAGCCACAUUGAAGCAUUCUGGAAUCGUUCCCAGAAUGUGUCAGGAUCCCAUACUAUCCCUCCGCUACCAGAGGGUGUAGAUAAUACCACCAAUGGAGACCAAGCAGCAUGCAAUGUGGUGAAAAUCUGGGCACAAGUCAGCGAGGUGAUGCAGGACAAUCGUUCUGUGGGAGACUGGCAGGUGCAUUGGGAGAAUUAUCGCUUGCAUCUUGUUCAGCCACGAGAUCUGGUGAACUAUGUAGUGUCUUACCGGGAAGCUCCUUCUCAAAAUGUGUCCAUCUAUGAUGGACGGGAUGCAUGCAGCAAAGACAAGUGGACAGAUAUUGAUGUGAAGCAUCAGGAUGAAGGCAAUGACAAAUAUGUGAGGCAGACUCUUAAAAUCCUGAAGCCUGCAACUCAGUAUGCCCUUUAUGUGCACACGUACAUGAUUAGAAGUAAUCCUUAUGUUGAAAGCAAGGGGGCCAUGUCUGAAAUUCUUUAUUUCACCACACAGUCUAUACAACCAGGGACCCCAAGAGAUGUUGUUGCAUGGGGCAAAUCAGAUUCAGAGUUGGUGUUGGAGUGGGCUCCCCCAACUGAAGAGAAUGGUGUUGUGACAGAGUAUCAGCUUCACAUUGAGGUGAUCCCUCAGAGUGUGGAAGAGCAGCUCCAGAAGGAAUAUUGUCAGGAUGGAUUCAUCCGGAGUCAGUUCCAUAAGAACCAGCUCCUCAGUGCCAUUGAGGUCAAGAACGAAGACAAGAAGCGACUCAUGGCAAAGGAGGAUGAGAAGAAGCUGAAGUGGUUAAGUGCAAGUGACUGCUUCCCUUGUGAAGGGAAGAAGACAGACAUGGAAACUUAUAAGCGGCAGGUCCAGUUCCAGGAUAACAUCAUGAAUGAUGUCUUUGUGCGCAAGCACAAGGACAAGGUCACUGUCUGCAACAGGGAUCAGUGCAGCGUCAAAUGCGAGUCAUUUACCUCUGAGAGCAAUGGGAGUUCAACAAUGCUGAAGCAGCAGAAGAAGCGAAGUGUCGAGGAGGGCUUCAACCUGGUCCCCAAUUCAUUAGAUGAGUUGCGUUUGGAUGGAAAACUCCGAGAUGCUAGGGAAGAGGAGGAGCAAACCCUGAAUGAAUAUACCAAUGACAAUCGUGUCCUACAAAAGCCAGGAAAAUUCCCUAAGGAGCACAUUGAAACUCCUGUUGAUUUCAUUCCACACAAU